This is a messenger RNA of Salvia hispanica, 678 nucleotides long. RefSeq names its product anti-muellerian hormone type-2 receptor. The record is from RefSeq and is a predicted model, not a curated record. Lineage: Eukaryota; Viridiplantae; Streptophyta; Magnoliopsida; Lamiales; Lamiaceae.
AACAUUUCCUCUCGAAGUGGAUAAGGCGAAGCCAACGAUUACAAAAUUGAAUCGAAAAAGCUAAGCUCAGCAGCAAAUCCACUGACAAUGGCGGUGCUACAGCUCUUGCCAUCGCCGCCGCAGCCAAUCAGCCGCCGUAAAUUCACCAAACUCAGACGGCUGCCGGUGCUCAAAGUGCGGGCCGUGGCGAAGGAGAGCGGCGCUGCUGAGGCAGCCGCCAUCGUGGGCGGACUAGUCGCGACGCCGGUGAUCGGUUGGUCCCUCUACACCCUCAAGACCACCGGAUGCGGGCUUCCGCCGGGGCCGGCGGGCUCUAUAGGCGCGCUGGAGGGAGUGAGCUACCUUGUGGUGGUGGGCAUUGUGGCGUGGUCGCUCUACACCAAGACGAAGACGGGCUCGGGCCUUCCCAACGGGCCUUUUGGCCUCUUGGGGGCUGUGGAGGGUCUCUCGUAUCUGUCUUUGUUGGCUAUUGUUGUUGUGUUUGGGCUGCAAUUCGUUGAGCAAGGAUCCAUUCCCGGCCCGCUUCCUAGUGAUCAAUGUUUUGGUUAGAAAUUACUACUACUAAAUCAUGUAAGUUUGUAAGUAUGUUUCUUCUUUCUCCCAAUUGUGGUUUAUGAAUGUUUAUACCGAAAUUGUGUUACAUGCAAAGUUAGUAUGUCAUCGAGAUUUUGUGGUAAA